Messenger RNA from Caenorhabditis briggsae, 1326 nucleotides. The coding region runs from base 1 to 1326 and encodes 441 amino acids. The transcript has 10 exons. The record is from RefSeq and is a predicted model, not a curated record. NCBI's taxonomy places the organism in Eukaryota, Metazoa, Nematoda, Chromadorea, Rhabditida, Rhabditidae.
AUGAAGAUCCCAACUAAACUAAACACACCUUUUUCGUAUUACUAUUCCACACUAAAUAUGAAUGAGAUCAUCUCCAUUGGCACCACCGAAAACAAAGCGGCCCCCGCCUUACAUCGGCAACUAUUUUUCAUUUCUUUUCAUUGUUUCGUCAUAAAAUCAUAUUUUCUGAAUUUUAUUAGCCUUACAAUGUAUAUUCUCCUGUUCCUUUGUUACCUGGUGAAAACGAACGCCACGAUCCUCCAUUUCUGGGGUUACCCAACAUCUGAAGAAGAGUCCAAGUCCUGUACUUUGAAUGCAGCUGCUGAUUUCCAAGGUUGUAUGGAUUUGUGUGUUGGAAUGGAGUGGUGUAUGAUGCUUGAAAUUCCAUACUUUUAUAAAUGUCGGAUUCUGUCGAAUAUUAUAUUCACAGAAAUUUCACAGUUUCCCAAAUUUCAUAUUAUUAGAAAUUACAGUUUUCAAAAUUUUCAAGUGUUUUUGAAACACGAAAAUUUUGAAUAUUUUGGAAUAUUUUUAAUUUUGGAACUUGGAAAACGCGGUAUUAAUGGUUUUUUGAAAUUAUCAACUCAUGAAAAUCUAUCCUACGGAAACGGCACCACUUGUAUCCUAUGUGACAUCUACACAAUCAGUUCAAUCACUCAAUCAGAUCUCUCAAAAGGAAUCGAAAUCGCAGUAAAAGUUGAUGUUCAGAAUUCGUGUCCAGUGGAAAUAGUCUCCAAUGUUUAUACGUACACGAAAAAUUCCAAUGGCUACACAAUGACCUACUCGGACCCGUUAUGGAUCAUUUCUUCCGGGAGGGUUUGCCCGGACGACACCUGGAAACAAGUUCCAAGGGCAGUUGGUCCAUUUUGUAUUAAGGUCUUCAGUUCAAAUGCCGGAGUAACUCGAAACAAUGCACUUGCGGUUUGUGAAACUUAUGGUGGCUGGUUGGCAGGGUUUGAAACCAUCAUUGACUAUAAUUAUAUUUUUGACACCGCGAGAUCCCUAUUCCCGACACCUCUCGACUACCAAUACCUGACUGUUUGGAUCAGUGGACUCAUGAAGACGGCAUGUCAAGAUGAUACAGGGACUGUUAAUUGUGCUGGAAUAAAGGCAUUUGGUGAAUUUCCAAAUCAGAACAAUCAAGAUCUAUACCGCUUCCCUCCUGGCUAUCCGAAUUUCACCAAACUGAAUACGGGAUACUAUCAAAGGGGGUUACAAUUAACAUGGAGUCAACAAUUGACCGCGUAUAAUGGAAUGGUUACUAAUGCGGCAACGGAAUACGCUUGUAAUGGAGAGCAGAAGAUUUGUGCAUUUUCGUAUGCGUGCGGGAUAUUGGGGAAAGUAUAA